UCAUCAGUCUGUCCAUGCAGUGCAUCAUCAUCAUCGUCACGGCGGCACUGUUCGCAGAUCGCCAGUCAGUCGGUGUGCAAGUAGCACCAGCACUGCUUCACUGAAGUCUAGCCACAGGUUGGUUGGGAGUUGCAUGUGGCCUAGAAAAGUGUAGUUGGAUCGACUCCUUCAUUUCACGUCUUGACUUCAGUUCAGGGAGUCGUAUGACUCCCUGCUUCAGUUCAGUCGAGACAGCUUCGACAGAAGCAGUGCUUGGCUGUAGCCUGGAGUGAGUGCAGCUGGAGAGUCCAAGUAGUAUUUUAUGCUCAUGUCUCCGAUGGAUUUGUCGAAUCCUGUCAGCUCUGAGCCUUCUGUUGCUACCAUGAGGAAGACUGAAGGCGAGACAACUGCCGAGCCAGUGAUCUGCACGGCAUUGUAUGAUUAUAAUGCUGUUGAGAAAGACGAACUGUCGUUCUCUGCUGGUGACGAAAUUGUCGUUUUAUCUCCUGAGGAGGCGAAUUUGGAUGAUCCAGGAUGGCGCCUUGGACGUCGUGUUGGCGAUCCUGACAAGAAAGUUGGCAUGUUCCCAGCAAAUUUUGUAACUGUUGGUACGGUACGAGAUGCUGUGGAAAGGCAAUUGUCAAAACCGAUCAUCAUCAAAGUGGAAGAGGUGACUUUCAAUGAUGUUAUUGGUGCAGGUGGUUUCGGGAAAGUAUACAGAGCCUUGUGGAGAGGGGAGGAGGUGGCUGUGAAGUCUGCACGCUUCGAAGGGCCACUGGAUGAUGAUGAAGAAAAUGGGCCUGAAAAAGAAGUUUUACGUGAGGCCAGAUUGUUCUCAUUGCUUCGACAUCCCAAUAUCGUGGAAUUGUUUGGUGUCUGCCUGGAGGCUCCUAACUUCUGUUUGGUUAUGGAGUUGUGUCGUGGUGGUGCCUUGUCUCGAUUGCUGGAGAAGACAAAGCUUCCGGCGAAUGUGGUUAUCGACUGGGCUCAGCAAAUAGCUCAGGGAAUGUUAUAUCUUCAUAACGAUCUGGGAACGGCAAUAAUUCAUCGAGAUCUCAAGUCAAGUAAUGUACUGCUCACCAAUGAGGUGCACACACACGAUGUUUGCACAAUGUCCGGAAACACUCUCAAGAUCAGUGAUUUUGGACUGGCGAGGCAAAGCAAUCGCACUACCCACAUGAGUGUUGCCGGCACGUAUGCCUGGAUGUCGCCCGAGGUGAUCAAGAAAUCAACCUUCUCCAAAGCCAGUGACGUCUGGAGUUUUGGCGUUGUCUUGUGGGAGUUACUAACUGGAGAGGUACCCUAUCGGGGAAUGGAUGGGAUGGCGGUGUUCUACGGCGUGGCGACGGGUCAGCAUCGGUUACCAAUUCCCUCAACGUGUCCCGAACCCCUCAAAGAUUUGAUGGAAGCUUGCUGGGCUAUGGAUCCGAAGCAGCGGCCCCUCUUUGAGGAUAUUGUAAUGGAGCUUAAUUCCAUUGCUGAUUCAGCAUUUGCCACAACCGACAAUGACAGCUUCCUAGAAAUGCAGAAAGUCUGGCAGGAGGAGAUUCAGGCUCUGUUCCGCGACCUCAGCGAAAAGGAGCAGGAACUCCGAACGCGAGAAGAUGCACUCCAGGAAGAGGCAGUUGUCCAUGAGCUGCAGAAGGCGGAUUUGAAGCGACGAGAGGAAGAACUUGCCAAGCGGGAAUUUGAUUUGCUACAGAGAGAAAUCACCAUGAUCACAUCAACAGUGGUCAAGAAUCAGGAGAAGCAUGCCCCUCCAGCACCCAAUAAGCGGAAAAGCAAGAAUGGACUGCGUGGCUUCAUCAGCAAACUUGGUGGCCGGUCGGAUAGCCAGCCGCAAAUCAGUAAACCAUCAGCUUUUCAGCACACGAUGAGUGUGCAGCGGUCUCCGUCACCAGAUCGUCGCGACAUCAGCUUAUCGAGCUCUAGACAGUCCUCUACAUCACGUUCUCCGCCUGGCUCUCCAGACAACCACCAGACCCCUGCCAUCCGUGCCAUCACAAUAUCAAACUCCCUCUUACGAUCUGCCAAGUCCGAGAUGGUUCUUGAUCCAGCUGGAGCUGUCGAUGCGGCUGUAGAUGAGCACCUGAAGUCGUUUACAAUGGACAGCAGCAAUGAUCCAACGAUGCGCUUCAAGAGCCAGACUUUGCCGCGUAACACCAAAUACUAUUGUGACUCGGACUCGAAUAGCUCUCAACGUACCCUGGUAAAUCAGAACAGUGGUGGUGGUGGUGUAUCGGGCUCGGCCAGUACCACAGCCUUGGUGACGACUAACAUAGAGGUGGAGGAAAUCAGAGCAAGCUCAGGGACGCCAUCAGCCGGUGUCAAGAUCAAGCGAGGAGCACUGGGCAGCUUAGCGAAACUCCGAUCGGCCAGUCCUGCGAGUCGAACACAUGUCCGCGAUAUCUUCUCGGCACCGAAGAAGGAGGAGAAGGAGCGUGAACGGGAGCGAAGAGAUUCUCCAACUCCGAAACUGUCCCGAACUAUUGUCCUGGAUCCAGUGUCCUGUAGUUCAACGCCAAAUGAUUAUUUAUCGCCUGCGACGGACAGUGGUGAAGAUGAAGGGAAGCUGCACAAAUCUAGACACUCACUGCCACAUCUAUUCUCUGAUUCUUCCUCCCCCACCGUGAAGCGAAGUGGUGGAUUCCGCAAUCCGGCGGCGAUAGUGGGCAUGUCGCCUGUUCAAGCCGGUCAUAACGGCGAGUCUGCUGUGUCUCCCAGUACUCCGGGUAGCUGCAGUCCAUCACCGUCCAUUAGCCCCGCUCCGACUCCGUCAGCCAUUGACAAUCGCUCGUUACGACCGCAGCGUCACAGUACCGGCAUGAUGUCGAUCAACAGCAAUGCAUCUGGUGGAUCUCCGAACACUCCUCCUUCGCUCUCGACACCAUCAAGCCACACGUCACCGCUCGCUGGUACUUCUCCGUCGCCAUGUCCGAGCCCAACAGUACUCGAUGCUUCUGGCAAGCCACAACGCUCGUCCAUAGCAAGACCUCGUCCACGUGCCAUUUCCACUGGCAAUCUUCGAGGAGGCGCGUCCAGCAUACCACCUCCGGCCAACAGAUUACACGCGGCCAGCACAGCAGGUGCAGUGCAGGUGACCCCUGCCCACUCGCCGGCUAUGCAACCUUUCCAGGCGCCGCAGUUCACGCCCUCGCAUUUGACACCAACGCCGCCGAUACUACACCAGCCGUCGCCGCAGCCGCAACAGCAGCAGCAGCAGGCGCAGCAGACGCCGACGUCUUCGCCGCCACCGUUGUACUCACCCAGUAUGGUAUCACCUCCGCAUUCAACAACAACGUCAGCCACUGCUCUGCAGCGUCCAUUGUCGGCUGGUCGACAACGGCAGAUUUUAGAAGUGAACCUGAUGGACAUGCCUGCCGAUGAUGUUGACCCUCAUGUUGCGUUAAAGCCACUGUCUGAUCCAGUUCAGAAGGCGCCGCCAGCCUAUCCGUCAUAUCGUCAAUUGGAGAAGGAAUUCCUAGGCUGACAUAGUCUGCCUGGUGGAAUUCCAUGCCAAUGGAUGUGUGUGUGUGUAUGUUGGAGUGGUAGGCCGAAGCUACUGCGGCUGGUGCUGCCACUGUUUGCGUUCUCUGCAGUAGUUUGUCAGAAACACUGUUGGGCUACUAUCACUUACCUAUUCACCCACUCAACUGAUGUUUCUCUCUAUCCCCAGCCAUAACCACCAUGAAACAGCUGUCAGAAAAUUUUUCGCUCCAAAAUCAACCGACGCAUAUUUUAGAUGACCUGUUGUUUGUUAUUAGGCCGUGUCCCCGUCGUUGUCCGCUACUGAUUGUGAUAUCGUCGAUUGUUGCUUCACCCAUUGCGUAUGUUAUUCCAACGGAUAGAGAUAGAGAUUUAGAUGUGAUGCGUGUGCUGUCACGUACUGUCGUUCUUUCUAUUCCGUUAUCAAUUUUCGUCUUGCUGCCAGAACAAUGCUCCGCUUUGUCUAAGUGUUCAGGUGUCUCGGUUUGGUUUUAUGUGCUCUCUCUCUCUCUCUCUCUCUCUCUCUCUCUCUCUCUCUCUCUCUCUCUCUCUCUCUCUCUCUCUCUCUCUCUCUCUCUCUCUCUCUCUCUCUCUCUCUCUCUGUCUCUCUCUCUCUGUCUGUCUGUCUGUCUGUCUGUCUCUGCCUUCUUUGUUUCUGUUUGUUUGAGUGUCCGAGCUACGCUUCUUUUCGCUUACACCCUGUCAGAACCUAUUGCACCCAGCUAAACGUUUAUUAUUUUCGGUUGUCGUUCCUUCCCAUUCAGUGACUGACACUAGUACUACUGUUGAAAGGACUACUACAUCAGGCUAUUUUGACCUAUGUCUGGCUCGGAUAUUCCACUUCACCCAUUGACUUUGUUCACUCGGUGAAUCAUAAGGUCCAGUUGAUGUUGUUUUGCGUCAAGAUUUUUCGUCAUCAUUUCUUUCAUUCCUAUUUUCAUUGUUUUCUUGACCGAGGAUGCUUGGAGUGCUGUGCACUCUCUCUUUUUGCCGUGCAAAUUGCCAAAGGAAGUAGUUUUUAUCUGCCUGACCUA
This is a messenger RNA of Sycon ciliatum, 4499 nucleotides long. RefSeq names its product mitogen-activated protein kinase kinase kinase 11-like. Gene Ontology annotation, molecular function: protein kinase activity; protein binding; ATP binding. NCBI's taxonomy places the organism in Eukaryota, Metazoa, Porifera, Calcarea, Leucosolenida, Sycettidae. Gene Ontology annotation, cellular component: cytoplasm. The transcript is spliced from 10 exons. Gene Ontology annotation, biological process: signal transduction; protein phosphorylation. The record is from RefSeq and is a predicted model, not a curated record. Bases 302 to 3469 code for a protein of 1055 amino acids.